AUGCAUCAUUACUUCUUUCAAAAUAAAAUUAUUUCUCAAAGUGGAACACUGUCGCCAAAUGAUUACCUGGCUACUAAACAAACAACAUCAUCUUUAACUCCGGAUUUACAUGAGGAAUUUUUCGAUGUAAUGGAUGCUUUUAAUGAUGUACAAGUUGAAGAAGCAGUCGCUAAUAGAAUUAUCUGA
Ambispora leptoticha is the source of this 186-nucleotide messenger RNA. NCBI's taxonomy places the organism in Eukaryota, Fungi, Glomeromycota, Glomeromycetes, Archaeosporales, Ambisporaceae. The record is from the annotation of a GenBank genome assembly.